CUUACAGAUCAGGACUGCACUCUGUAUAGUCGUAUAGCUUUCUGAGAAGUCUUUUGCUUGUUUUCGGUCGUUUUGACUCUGUUUAAAUAAGAGAGAAUACUCUCGCUUUAGGAUCCUUCAGACCGAGCGGAACUGAGUAGUGUGUAACACAGAGGGAGAGAGAGAGACAGAGAGAGAGAGGUUCGUCUACCUGUCCCAUUUUGCCGGCUGCGUCUCACUUCUUCCCUGAUCUUCACAAAGUUCUGCCCUUCAUUACAUCCAUUCUUUGGCUCUAUCUGCGACAUCAGGGCAGACAGAUUUUACAGCAGGACUGAGCGCAUAAAGUUUCCAGAAUGAGACAUUUGCUUGUGUGUGUUGGUGCACUGCUGGCUUUAGCGAAUAUCAUGGAAGCAAGGCCAAAAGCAGCUGGACUUGGAAAGUGUAAGUCUGGCCCUGUUGACCUUGUGUUCGUCAUUGAUGGCUCUCGCAGCGUUCGGCCACAUGAGUUUGAGACGAUGCGCAAGUUUAUGAUUGACAUUAUCAAUGAGAUGGACAUCGGCCCCAAUGCCACCCGUGUGGGUGUUGUGCAGUACUCCAGUCAAGUGCAGAAUGUCUUUUCCCUGAAAGAAUUCAUUACUCUUGCGGAUAUGGUCAAGGCCAUCAAAAAGAUCAUUCCACUGGCACAGGGUACCAUGACAGGCUUGGCUAUCCGUUAUGCCAUGAAUGUGGCAUUUUCUACUGAGGAGGGAGCUCGUCUCAAUGUGCCUCAUGUAGCAGUGAUUGUCACUGAUGGCCGGCCUCAGGACCGUGUUGCUGAGGUAGCUGCGGCUGCUCGAGAGUCUGGGAUCGAGAUCUAUGCUGUGGGGGUUGCCAGAGCUGACAUGACAUCCCUGAGAGCGAUGGCAUCACCACCUUUUGAGGACCAUGUUUUCCUAGUGGAGACAUUCGAUCUCAUUCACCAGUUUGGACUCCAAUUCCAAGACAAGCUUUGCAAAAGUGAUCUUUGUCUGGAGUCUGACCAUGGCUGUGAUCAUAUCUGUGAGAGCUCUCCUGGCUCCUACCAGUGUUUCUGCCUGCCUGGUUACGCACUCCAAGAUGAUGGCAAAACCUGUACACCUAUUGAUUUGUGUGUGGAGAAGAAGCAUGACUGUGAGCAAAUCUGCAUCAGUUCCCCCGGGUCUUUCAGCUGUGACUGCAAUACUGGCUACGUACUCAAUGAAGAUAAGAGGACAUGCACAAUGAUAGACUACUGUUCCUUUGGAAAUCAUAGCUGUGAGCAUGAGUGUGAUGCCAUCCUUAAUGGCUUUAACUGUCAUUGCAAGGAAGGAUACACUCUGAAUGAUGACAAAAGAACCUGCACAAUAAUUGAUUACUGUUCAUUUGGAAAUGACAGCUGUGAGCACAAUUGUGUUAGCAUCCUCAAUGGCUUUUCCUGCAUUUGUAAUGAUGGCUACAAACUCAAUGAUGACAAGAAGACCUGUACAAUGAUUGAUUACUGUUCAUUUGGAAAUGACAGCUGUGAGCACAAUUGUGUUAGCAUCCUCAAUGGCUUUUCCUGCCUCUGUAAUGAUGGCUACAAACUUAACGAUGACAAGAAGACCUGCACAAUGAUCGACAAUUGCUUAUUUGGAACUGACGGCUGUGAGCACAAGUGUGUUAGCAUCCUUGAUGGCUUUUACUGCCUCUGUAAUGAUGGCUACAAACUCAAUGAUGACAUGAAGACCUGUACAAUGAUUGACUACUGUUCAUUUGGAAAUGAUAGCUGUGAGCACAAGUGUGUUAGCAUCUUCAAUGGCUUUUCCUGCCUCUGUAAUGAUGGCUACAAACUCAACGAUGACAAGAAGACCUGCACAAUGAUCGACUACUGUUCAUUUGGAAAUGAUAGCUGUGAGCACAAGUGUGUUAGUGUCAUCGAUGGUUUUUACUGCAGUUGUAAUGAUGGCUACAAACUCAACGAUGACAAGAAGACCUGUACAAUAAUUGACUACUGUUUAUUUGGGAAUCACGGCUGUGAACAUGAAUGUGUGAGUAUAUAUAAUGGAUACUAUUGCCACUGUAAUGAGGGAUACACACUUCAAGCAGAUGGAAGGACCUGUCAGGCGGACAACCUGUGUAAUGUAGUAGAACAUGGCUGUCAGCACCAGUGUGUGAGUACAACAGGAUCAUACCACUGUAUCUGCCCUGAGGGUCAUCUUCUACAAGAUGAUGGAAAAAGCUGUGGAAGCUGCAGAUCAGCGAAUAUUGACCUGGUUCUCCUGAUUGAUGGCUCUAAAAGUGUACGGCCACAAAACUUUGAGCUUGUCAAGCAGUUUGUCAACCAGGUUAUCGACCAACUAGACAUCUCUGCUCACGGGACACGUGUAGGUCUUGUCCAAUACUCCAGCCGAGUGAGGACAGAGUUCCCUCUCAGUAUGUAUAAGACCAAGGAAGAGGUCAAGGCUGCUGUAAUGAAAGUACCCUACAUGGAGAAAGGAACAAUGACAGGGCUAGCACUAAAGCACAUGGUGCAGAAUAGCUUCUCUGAGGCUGAGGGUGCCCGCACUGCCACAAGAAACAUACCCCGUAUUGGGCUGGUGUUUACUGAUGGGCGUUCUCAAGAUGACAUAACAGAGUGGGCCAAGAAGGCAAAGGAAGCAGGAAUAACAAUGUAUGCUGUUGGAGUUGGCAAAGCUGUAGAGGAUGAACUGAGAGAGAUUGCCUCUGAGCCAGUAGAAAAUCAUUUUUUCUACACCUCUGACUUCACUGCUAUUCACCAGCUUGCAGAGGACCUUAAACUCAAUGUCUGUCCAGAGGAGAGCCAAGGUGAAAUAGAGGUGAAAGAUCCUUGUGCCUGUGAUAGUCUUGUGGAGUUCCAACAGGCUACCAUGGUCACUCUGAAACAACUCGACCAGAAACUAUCAGCAAUGACUACACGAAUGGAGUAUCUGGAGAAGCAGCUGCUCAAAAGGAAAUGAUUUUAUUACAUCAUCUGCAAGAUUAUAGCUUUCCAGGAUAAGCUUCUUUUGGAAGGCACUUAAGUGAUGGCCUAGACUGGUUUACAUAAGUUUUAUAACCAAAGUUUUGUGGAUCUAAAACUUGUACUGCAUUUACAUGAAGAAUCACUGGGCAUGCCCAUAGAUGCACUGGAGUUCAUGUAAGAUGCAGUUUUCAUCGCACCCUGUUUUUAGCUGUCCUUUUUUAUACAGUUAUUAAAAAUAUUUAUGAUCUAUUUUGUAUUAUCACUGCAUUAUGGCAUACAGUUUAUACAUUUAACACAUUGUUGUUUUGUGUUGUCUUGUGUAUCUAGUAAAAACAGGUAGCCUUAAACACCUAGAUGUAAAGACAGAUGUUAGGUUAAAGGAAAAACCAAGAGAGUGUAUUAUAAUAUAAUGUUACCACAAGACACCAGCACUCAAGGGAUAACACCCCAUUCAUUGUAAAGACGCUGUACUCUCUCAAUUAGCUUUUUAAUAGUGGUGAAGAGAGUUGGCUAGACAGUCCAAAAUUGGCCAUAGAAAUCCAAAAGGCCACAGCAUGUAUCGUGUAGAUUUCGCGAUAUUUUUUUUUACUAAUGUUGCCUUCUUCCCUAUGGUAUUUAAUUUUUGGUGGCCAGUAUAUAAGGGGAAAAUGGUUAGGAAAACAAUCAAUACUGAACUGGCCUUUUCUGUAGUAUGGCCCAAAAGAGGAUUUUCAGGAUUUUCUUUUAUUACUUGAAAUUAUGUGUGUAAAUCAUCCUAUUAAAGUUUUAUAGAACCUGAAAUAGAUUUUUAAGCUUAAUCCCUGUACUUUUAUAUGCUUUCUA
Clarias gariepinus (North African catfish) is the source of this 3760-nucleotide messenger RNA. RefSeq names its product matrilin 4 (gene matn4). The record is from RefSeq and is a predicted model, not a curated record. Gene Ontology annotation, molecular function: calcium ion binding. The transcript has 18 exons. NCBI's taxonomy places the organism in Eukaryota, Metazoa, Chordata, Actinopteri, Siluriformes, Clariidae. The coding region runs from base 333 to 2933 and encodes 866 amino acids.